Molecule: messenger RNA, 1206 nt
Organism: Phoenix dactylifera (date palm)
Lineage: Eukaryota; Viridiplantae; Streptophyta; Magnoliopsida; Arecales; Arecaceae
Source: RefSeq, a predicted model, not a curated record
AUGGCUGCCAACAAGCCCUUCUACACAUAUGCUCUUCUUAUUCUUAUGAUUCUUGCCUUUGAAACUUUCACUUCGGUGGGAAGGACUUUGGUUGAAGACAAGACCAAGGCAUUUGGAAUCAAUGAUCAGUGCCUUCUUAAUGCAGUAAUUGGCCCUAGCUAUCUUGUUGGAGGCACUUUUGUUGUGCAAAGUAGUCCUUGUGAUGUUUAUGCUUUGUUAAUAGGCAAAGCCAUAAGCUAUCCACUGUUUGAGUUCCUUCUGAUUAACACACGAAAGGGCCUGAUGCAGAUAAGCUCACAUCUCUCUUACAUGGGCUGCUGGAAAACCCCAAAGUGCGAAUUGGGCGUGGUUGGAUCCGGUACAGCAAGUAUUUUCCAUGACAUAUUGCAGUUACCUGACCAAUCUCUUGAAAUUGCAUUUUCUCCUUCAAAAGCAAAAGGCGGAGUAUUGGCUUUGGAGCUCCCAAAGUAUGGCCACAAGAAUUGUACAGUUUUAUAUCCUGCAUCUGUGAAGGCUGGCAAUGAAAUUGAAGAAGGCCUGUCUGGUCGAGGAUUUGAGGUACCUAUUCAAGAUGUAGACCAGCUGGUUCUAAAACAAGCUCUUUCUGCUCCAGUUGUUGCAGUAGCCUCUCCUUCUGCAGUGCGAGCCUGGAUUUAUCUCAUCUCAAAAUUGGAGAAUUGGGACAACUCUGUUGCUUGCAUUGGUGAGACAACUGCUUUGGUUGCAAAGAGUUUAGGCCUCAAGAAUGUAUAUUAUCCAACAAACCCAGGUUUUGAAGGGUGGGUUGACAGCAUCCUUGAAGCUCUAAGAAUUCACAACGAACUCCAAAAGGUUCGACUGGAACUGAAGACUCUAACAUUAAAGAUAAUUGCAGCAAAAGACAUUCUUGGAUCAAGCAAGCCUAGAUAUCAUCGUUGCUGUGAUAACCCUAGCAAUAUCUUAUACAUGUAGAGAUUCCCAUCGCAAUUCAUUAUUGAAUGCAACCGGAUGGAAUAACUUCUUCGAAGGUCAACAACAAUGUAAAGGUGGUCAUAAGAUCAUGGAGGACCAAGAAUCUACUGUACAUGGUAAAAUAUGAAGGUGAUAAUAUACUAAGUAGAUACUUUCUUUGUAUAUUAUAUUAACUUGUACAAACACAGUAUUGAGAAGGGGAAUUUCAGAGUGUAGAUCUAUAAUGUCUGGAAAUUCAUGUUCUUUUUGCUUUUA